Molecule: messenger RNA, 1055 nt
Organism: Carya illinoinensis
Lineage: Eukaryota; Viridiplantae; Streptophyta; Magnoliopsida; Fagales; Juglandaceae
Product: protein MAINTENANCE OF PSII UNDER HIGH LIGHT 1
Exons: 3
Coding region: 214-870 (218 amino acids)
Biological process (GO): regulation of protein complex stability
Cellular component (GO): chloroplast thylakoid membrane
Source: RefSeq, a predicted model, not a curated record
GAACGCAAAAAUAUCAUCCCUUCGACUUCGUGUCUCCCUCUCACUCUCUCAAUCACCCCCAGCAAAAUCCAAACUUCUCUCUCGAACUCCAACCCCAGAAAAAACCCACAAAGGAAAUCAUAUACUUUUUUCCAAGACAUACAUACAACCUCUGCAAGGUCAGGUCUCAUUACCUGUGAAGUCUUUCUGAGCCCCGUUAUCUUGUUUCAAAGGAUGGCAUGUGCUUCACAAGCAGUGAUGGCUGCAGCCAACACCUGCACCUUCCCAACGCAAAGGUGGUUCAACAACAAGUACCAGAGUGUGAGUAAAGUACGGACUUCCAGCCUCUUCACUGUCAAGGCUUCCACUGAAGAAACUGACUGCAAUGUUGAAGAAUGUGCUCCUGAUAAGGAGGUCGGGAAGGUCAGCAUGGAGUGGUUAGCAGGGGAGAAGACCAAAGUGGUAGGAACAUUUCCACCUCGCAAACAGGGUUGGACAGGUUAUGUUGAGAAAGACACUGCUGGGCAAACAAACAUAUAUUCAGUUGAGCCGGCAGUUUACGUGGCAGAAAGUGCAAUCAGCUCCGGUACUGCUGGUACUUCUUCCGAUGGAGCUGAGAACACUGCAGCAAUUGCUGGUGGCCUUGCCCUCAUCUCUAUUGCUGCAGCUUCAACGGUACUCCUUCAAGUUGGUAAAAGCCCACCUCAAGUGCUGACGGUAGAAUACUCUGGGCCAUCGCUAAGUUACUAUGUCAACAAGUUUAAACCUCAAGAAAUUAUUCAAGCCUCGGCACCAAACCAGACUGAAUCACUCUCAUCAGUUCGGGAAGAUAUUCCUGACAUGGAAGCCCCCCAGAUUGAUGUCAACUCCCAAAUUCAGCCUGAGUCGUGAGAAGGACUCUUUGGUUAUUAAAGUUGGUUGGUAUGAUUCUUGAAAUGAAAAAUCUUGCUGCAGUUUUUUGCUUCAUAUUAUAAAUGUAUCUAAUUUUAUGAUUAAGACAUAUGUUCUGCAACCUUACAGAGAUGUAUAUCACAUUUAUCACGAGCAUGCUUAGAAAUCCAGUUUUGCUUAUGCCA